AUGGCCGAAGUGGGCAAGCCUCGUCAGGUCCGCAUCGAGUUCCCUGAGGCUGAGCUCGACCGGCUUCAGCACAAGCUCGACGAUGCCAAGCUGCCCGACUCCGACAUCACGGGCGGCCUCGAGCCGUGGGAAUAUGGCACAGAGCUCUCCAAGCUCCGUCAAGUGCUCGCCGACUGGAAGCGAGGCAAUCCGAAUGACAACCAUCGCCAGCCCGUCGGCUCGCCCGACCAAGGCGUCAAGGCGUGGUGGCGCAAUGUCGAGGCCGAGCUCAACCGCUUUCCCCACUACAAGGUGCAGAUUGAAGGCCUCGAGAUCCACUACCAGCACUUUAAGUCGGCUGUCCCCGAUCGAGACGCAGACACGCCCGCGAUCCCGCUCAUCUUCUCGCACGGCUGGCCCGGUUGUUUCACCGAGGCCUUCCACUUUGCCUCGAAGCUCGUCGAGUCGCGCUCGCCGCGCUUCGAGGUCAUCGUGCCUAGUCUGCCCGGUUUUGGCCUCUCCCAGGGCCCGCUCAAGAAAGGAUGGACGCUGCAGGACUCGGCACGCGUCUUUGAUUCUCUCAUGACCUCGGUGCUCGGCUUCAAAUCGUACAUGGCGCAGGGCGGCGACUGGGGCUCGAUCGUCACGCGCUUCCUCGCCAACAGUCCCAACUGCAAGAUCGCGCACAUCAACUUUGCGCCCCCACAGCUGCCGUUCUGGACCAUCCCCGCGCUUGCCAUCGACCAGGCUGUCUACCCGGGUUUCGCCGCCGGAUCGCUCAAGUUGCUCGGCUACCACCCAGACGAGCUGCUCGGUAUCGAGCGCUCGCUCAAAUAUCUCGACCAAGGCAAUGGCUACAUCAAGAUCCAGGGUACCCAGCCGUCCACGAUCGGAUACGGCUUCUACGACAACCCCGUCGGCAUCCUCGCCUGGAUUAUGGAAAAGUACCAUGCCUGGUCCGACCCCAGGUGCCCGGCAUUCAACGAGUCGACCGACACCGCUUCGCCGCACUCGUACAUCACCGACCACGAAAUGCUCGUUACGGUGAUGAUCUACUACCUCACCAACUCGAUCCACACCUCCUUCCUGCCGUACAAGGAGUCGCUGCAGAUGUUCAACAAGCCAGACUGGAAGCUGUGGGAGCCUGCCAAGCACAAACCCUUUGGCUUCACCGCUUUUCCCUACGAGGCGCUUGCAGGACCACGCAGCUGGCUCAAGAAGUACCGCCUCAACUGGCAGUUCUUCAAGCGCCGCGACUACGGCGGCCACUUUGCUGCACUCGACGCACCCGACGCGCUGGUGGAAGACAUGCAGGAGUUUGCCAACCAGCACUGGCCUGGCUUCUAG
Moesziomyces antarcticus is the source of this 1326-nucleotide messenger RNA. RefSeq names its product alpha/beta-hydrolase. NCBI's taxonomy places the organism in Eukaryota, Fungi, Basidiomycota, Ustilaginomycetes, Ustilaginales, Ustilaginaceae. The record is from RefSeq and is a predicted model, not a curated record. The transcript has 2 exons. Gene Ontology annotation, molecular function: epoxide hydrolase activity. Gene Ontology annotation, biological process: epoxide metabolic process. The coding region runs from base 1 to 1326 and encodes 441 amino acids.